GGGUUGAUACAAAAUUGAAAUUCACUCUUGAACCGUCUUUAGGUCAAAAUGGUUUUCAGCAGUGGCAUGAUGCGCUCAAAGCAGUGGCCAGAUUGCCGACAGGCAUACCGAAAGAGUGGCGGAGAAAGGUUUGGCUGACCCUAGCUGAUCAGUACUUACACAGUAUAGCCAUUGACUGGGAUAAAACCAUGCGUUUCACGUUCAAUGAAAGAAGUAAUCCUGAUGAUGACUCUAUGGGCAUCCAGAUAGUAAAGGACCUUCACCGAACUGGUUGCAGUUCUUACUGUGGCCAGGAGGCAGAGCAAGAUCGAGUGGUAUUAAAACGCGUUUUGUUGGCUUAUGCCAGGUGGAAUAAAUCUGUUGGCUAUUGUCAAGGAUUUAACAUACUAGCUGCACUUAUUCUGGAAGUAAUGGAGGGCAAUGAAGGGGAUGCCCUGAAAAUCAUGAUUUACCUCAUUGAUAAAGUACUUCCUGAUAGCUAUUUUGUCAAUAAUCUCCGCGCUCUCUCUGUGGAUAUGGCUGUUUUCCGAGAUCUUUUACGAAUGAAGCUUCCUGAACUGUCCCAGCACUUAGACACCCUGCAAAGAGCUGCUAACAGAGAAAGUGGAGGAGGCUAUGAACCCCCACUUACAAAUGUCUUCACAAUGCAGUGGUUUUUGACCCUCUUUGCCACUUGCUUGCCUAAUCAUACAGUUCUGAAGAUCUGGGAUUCAGUAUUCUUUGAAGGCUCUGAAAUUAUACUGAGAGUAGCUCUGGCUAUCUGGGCAAAGUUAGGAGAGCAAAUAGAGUGUUGUGAAACUGCAGAUGAGUUUUACAGUACCAUGGGCAAGCUGACCCAGGAGAUGCUGGAAGACAGUCUGAUUGAAAGCAAUGAACUCAUGCAG
Molecule: messenger RNA, 884 nt
Organism: Leptosomus discolor (cuckoo roller)
Lineage: Eukaryota; Metazoa; Chordata; Aves; Leptosomiformes; Leptosomidae
Source: RefSeq, a predicted model, not a curated record